Oncorhynchus kisutch (coho salmon) is the source of this 1986-nucleotide messenger RNA. RefSeq names its product tapasin-related protein. The coding region runs from base 219 to 1247 and encodes 342 amino acids. NCBI's taxonomy places the organism in Eukaryota, Metazoa, Chordata, Actinopteri, Salmoniformes, Salmonidae. The transcript has 6 exons. The record is from RefSeq and is a predicted model, not a curated record.
GAAUGAAUGCUACAUUCACUAAUGUUGAUUGAAAAAUAGUGAAAAUAGCUCAUUCUGGAUUCACCAUGCUAACAACAACUUGGGCUACAAGUCAAACCAUUAUCAAUAGUUAAACCCAAUGGUGAAAAAAUCACAUUGGGUCUGUAAAUGGGUCCGUAAAUGUCACUCAGGGCGUGUUGUGUGGUAGAGGGUAGCUAGCACAAAUCAGCUAACAUGAGAUGUUGAACACAGAAGCACUAGACUCACACUCAUUGAACCUGCGCUGUGAGGAAAUUGAUACGAGAUGCAAUGGUGAUAUAAAUGAUAGUGGUUCACACAACGACACAGAGGACAUGUCGGUGCUCUAUUCUUCUGUUCUGCAUUUGGCAAUGCUUCUGAGUCUCCACUCAGGUUUGCAGAACCUAACUACACUGCCAAAUCCAACAGCAGUCAUAUUACACAAAGGAAAUUCAGUGACGAUCCACUGCACCCACAAUUUACCCAAUGACAUUGAAAUAUUUACAGUAACUAUAAAAGGAACAGAGGUGCUGUGCUUUUCUCAGUUUAACAGACAAGAGUGUCUGGUGUCGAAGACAUGUAAAGAAACCAUACAAAUUAAGUGGAAUAAUGAGACCAGAGAAAUCUUCUUUUCACUGAUGAAUCUACAGAUAAAUGAUUCUGGACUUUACUCUUGUGAAGUGAAAAGAGCUGCACCUCCACCUGCACAAGUUUUCUCAAAAAACAUAACUAUUUGUGUAACAGCCCCUCCUGCAGUGUCUGUGUCUGAUGUAAAGGAGUCCAGUAGUGGACUUCCCAUGUUGCUGUGCUCCUCUCAGGGGUUUUACCCAAAGACCAUAGAGCAGGUGUGGUUUAGAGAUGGUCAGCUCCUCAACACCAGACUUUCAGACAGGCAGAGAGAGGUCAACACAGAUGGUUCCAUCACCGUCCACUCCUACCUGCCUCUGUCCUCAGGACCCAGCCAGGCUGGCCUCUAUCUCUGCUGGGUCAACCACUCUUCCCUCAGCCAUCCCAUCACUGUCAAUCACACAGUCAUGUCCAAUGGUGUCCCAGUGCGUUGGCCAUUUAUUGUGGUCAGCAUUGGAGCAGUCUUGAUUCUAGUGGUCCUUAUCAUCAUGAUCAUCAAGUGUACACAUUUCAUGCAUUUGGUCCAGUUGAUCAAUGUCACAUUGAUUUUUAUCCAGAGAGAGUCAAACACCUUUUUCUUUUUGGAACAUCCCAAGAACCUGUCCACACUGUCUCCUCCGUGACUGAGAACAUCAUCUACUCAACACUGGGAGACCAUCAUCCAAUCACUCUCUCCACUGCUGUACCAACAUAGACAAGGGAUCAACAAGCAGUACUGUACCAAUAGGGCCAUAGACAGUACCACCUGAUGUACCAAAUCCUAGGAUGGGAUCCUAGCCGCAGAUGAAUCAUGUAGGACUUUCUCAGAAUCACCAUGUUUGGGACACUUGACUGGGGAAUGGAAAAAUAUACAUUUGCUUGUAGGCUAUCUAUUCUAAGUAUGUGCAUAAAAUCAAUUUGAUGUUGAAUGGUUGUCCAUACUGUAAUGCCUCUGACUAUGUUAAUCUCAGAUAAUCCAAUGACGACUGUCAUUGAUACCAGUAAUAGUCUCUCUAUGUCUGGGUAGCAGCCCAGUACAAUUCCUCCUCCCAGCUGCCCACUGCACUGAGGCUAGGAAACACUGUCACCACUGAUAAAUCCAUGAAAAUUGAGAAUUUCAAUAAGCAUUUUUCUACAGCUGGCCAUGCUUUCCAUCUGGCUACCCCUACCUUUUCUCUAUUGUGUUAUUGGUUGUAUGUUUGUUUAUUCCAUGUGUAACUCUUGUGUUGUUGUUUGUGUCGCACUGCUUUGCUUUAUCUUGGCCAGUUCGCAGUUGUAAAUGAGAACUUGUUCUCAACUAGCCUAUCUGGUUAAAUAAAGGUGAAAUAAAACAAAUACAUUUUUUUUUUAAUGAUAUACCAUUAAAAAACAUAUUACAUUUUA